AGAUCAUAAUGAGUGACGAUGACCCGCGAAGAUUCUGUCUGAGAUGUAUGGGAGAGUGUACUGAUAAUGACUGUCAAUAUCAUCCUGAAGUCAUCAGAAUCAAUCAACAACGAGAACAAGAACCUCCAUAUAGAUUUCACGAUCCGGAACUUCAAUACGUAGUGCACGCAUGCGAUCCCCGUGUGAUUGCUUAUGCUGCUAGAAACCUGGAAGAAUCGGAUGAGGAUGACUGAAUGAAACCCUACACAAAGCGAUCAUUUUUUGUUGAAAAACAAUUUUAUGUAAUAAAUUUUUUAAAUACAUUUUUUGACUUUUGAGGAUGAUAGAAAUAAAAACGAAUUCAUAAUUAUGA
Molecule: messenger RNA, 352 nt
Organism: Caenorhabditis elegans
Lineage: Eukaryota; Metazoa; Nematoda; Chromadorea; Rhabditida; Rhabditidae
Gene: T26H5.9
Product: HNH endonuclease
Exons: 2
Coding region: 9-233 (74 amino acids)
Source: RefSeq, marked reviewed